Molecule: messenger RNA, 4001 nt
Organism: Morus notabilis
Lineage: Eukaryota; Viridiplantae; Streptophyta; Magnoliopsida; Rosales; Moraceae
Product: protein ENHANCED DOWNY MILDEW 2
Exons: 19
Coding region: 141-3869 (1242 amino acids)
Source: RefSeq, a predicted model, not a curated record
AAAAGAAAAAAAAAAAAAACACAAAGAAGAAUUCGCCUUAUUCCCCUCCUCUGUUAUCUUCUGCGACUCUGAAAUUAGGACUUUCUCAUUGAACUUCUUUUUGAUUUGUGAAGUUGGAGUUUUGACUUAAGUAAAAGGAUAUGGCAUCCUCAGAUGAUGAGGCAGAGGAGUUGCCAUUAUCCGUUUCGAAUUACCAUUUCGUGGAUGACAAAGAUGAACCCGUUUCGUUUUCUACUUUGCCAAUCCAAUGGAGUGAAGGUGAGAGAGUGGAUGACAGGCAAGUGCAGAUUUUCCUUCAUGGGACUGCUGAUAAUGGGCUACAGAAAAUAUAUAAGCAUGUCAUAGCAUGGAAGUUCGAUCUUUCCAACGUGAAGCCCGAGAUUUCGGUGCUCUCGAAGGAGAAUUGUUGGAUCAAGCUUCAGAAGCCCAGGAAGAGCUUUGAGGAGAUCAUUAGAUCAACGUUGAUAACGGUUAACUGUCUGCAUUAUGUGAUGAGAAAUCCUGAAGCAUCUGGGAAACCUUUGUGGGAUCAAAUAGCUAAGAACUUCAGUUCAGCUGAGAUUAGGCCUUCUGAGAAUGAUCUGGUGGGCCAUACUUCUUUAAUCAGUGGAGCUGUUAAAAGGAAUGAUGCGUUAACAAAGUCUAAGUUUUUGGAAGAGUUUCUUCAGGAGAAGCCCAAGAAGAGGAAACUACAAGAUGAGGAAACCCAAGCUACAACAAUGUCAAGAUUUAUAGUUGACGACUCAGAAGAUGAUAUCAUGGAUGAUGCCGAAGAGGACGAUUCCAAUGAAGAUAGUGAAUUGUUUGAUUCUGUUUGUGCUAUUUGUGAUAAUGGUGGUGACCUUUUAUGUUGCGAAGGGAGCUGUCUUAGGUCGUUUCAUGCAACUAAGGAGGCCGGUGAGGAAUCUUUUUGCGCUUCACUCGGCUACACCGAGGAAGAAGUAGAUGCGAUUCAACAGUUCUUGUGUAAGAAUUGUGAAUAUAAACAGCACCAGUGCUUCAUUUGUGGGAAAUUAGGAUCAUCUGAUAAAUAUUCCGGUGCUGAGGUCUUUUGUUGUGUUUCUGCAACUUGUGGGCGAUUUUACCAUCCACAUUGUGUUGCAAAAGUGCUCCAUGGGGAUAAUGAAGUUUCUGCUAAAGACCUAGAGAAAAAGAUUGCUGAGGGGGAAUCUUUUACUUGUCCAGUUCACAAGUGCCUUUUUUGCAAACAAGGAGAGAACAAAAAAGAUCCUGAUCUUCAGUUUGCUAUAUGCCGGCGUUGUCCUAAAUCAUACCAUAGGAAAUGCUUACCAAGGAAAAUCUCUUUCAAGACCAUCAAGAAGGAAGGGAUAGUAACAAGGGCUUGGGAUAAUCUUUUGCCUAAUCGUAUUCUGAUAUAUUGCUUAAAGCACGAGAUUGACAACAAAAUUGGCACCCCACAUAGAAACCACAUUAAAUUUCCUGGUGUUGAAGAAAAGAAGAGUACUUUUGGGGAAAAGAAGAGUACUUUUGGGAAAAAGAAGACUAUCAUUGAAGACAAGAGGCAACGAGAGGCAUCUGAAUUUUUAGGAGAUAGGAAGAAACUUGUGUCUAAGGUGAGAGUUCCCCCCGAAGAAUCCCACAAGGGAAAAACAGCUUCUGCUGCACCUAAACAGAGUAAGCCGUUUUCUGCUCUAAAAGUUGGUGGGAAAACAACUGCUCGAAGACUAUCUUCAGGAUCAAGUAUUCCUCGGAAAGCAAAAGUAAAUGAUGCAAGCAAAAAGGAAAUGAAGUCUCCCAUGGCUGAGGAAAACAAGGCUUCAAUGGGUCUUAGGUCUUAUGAAUACAUGAAUGAGAGGUCUGAACUAGUGAAACCCGAGAAGCAAGAUACCACAAAAAGUUUGAGCAGUGGACCACCUCCAUUAGAUGCUGAUUCGGAGAGGAGGUUGUUAGAUUUAAUUAAGGAUGUUGAAUCCUCAAUAAGUAUCAAAGAUAUUAGAGAAAAGCACAAAGUUCCAACAACUCAUGAAUACUCGUUGAAAAGUUUUGUGGACAGUUGUACGCAGGGCAAGGUGGAGGCUGCAGUUGUGGCCGCACGAGCAGCUUUACGUAAACUGGAUGAUGGGUGCAGUAUGGAAGAUGCAGAAGCUGUUUGUUCGCAAGAUAGUCUUGGCCGGAUAUUUAGGUGGAAGAACAAAUUCAAAGUAUAUCUUGCACCUUUUCUGUAUGGUAUGCGUUACACAUCCUUUGGUCGCCAUUUUACAAGUGUGGAGAAACUGAUAGAGAUUGUCAAUAAACUCCACUGGUAUGCGCAAGAUGGUGAUAUGAUAGUAGAUUUCUGUUGUGGUGCUAAUGAUUUCAGUAUCCUAAUGAAGAAAAAGCUUGAUGAGAUGAGGAAAAGGUGCUCAUACAAAAACUAUGAUUUUAUUCCACCAAAGAGUGAUUUUAAUUUUGAGAAGAGGGAUUGGAUGACUGUCCAGCCAGAUGAGUUGCCAAAUGGAUCAAAAUUGAUCAUGGGGCUAAAUCCUCCCUUUGGAGUUAAAGCAUCUCUGGCAAACAAGUUCAUUGACAAGGCGCUCCAGUUUAAACCGAAGCUCCUUAUACUUAUUGUUCCACGAGAAACGCAAAGGUUAGAUGAAAAGCAUAAUCCUUAUGCUUUGGUAUGGGAGGAUGAUCGUUUAUUAUCAGGAAAGUCAUUUUAUCUGCCUGGAUCUGUUGACGUAAAAGACAAACAAAUGGAGCAAUGGAAUUUGAGGCCCCCUGUACUCUCUCUCUGGAGCCAUCCUGAUUGGUCUGCCAAGCACAGGGAAAUAGCUGAAAGUCAUGAGCAUACUUCUAGGCAAGAAGAGGCCAUGGAAGAAAGCCCUUCUGAGUCGAUCCGGGAUCACUUAGUUGACAACCAUGCUGAUCAUGAUAUCAUUGAUCAUCCAAUGGGUGACCAUGACGAUUAUGUUGCGUUGCCUGAUUACGUGAUGAAUGACCAGGAUAAUCAUGGUGGUAAUCACAUGCUAUGUGAGGAUCCUGUGGAGACUGAUAAUCCAGAAGGUUAUGUAUCUGGGGUAGCUGAAAGUGAACAUAAAGAAAGCUCCCCUUUAACGAGCGGUGACAGGGGGAGCCUUGGUAGUCGUGGUCAAGAGAGAGAGCCAUCCAAUGAGAAAUCAAGUAACCGGUCCUGGAAUGCAAGGAAUAAGAACAAGAGAAGAGUGAGUCGCGAGAUAUCAGUAGACAACAAACGGGAUGGUAGAGGAUCUCCUGUUAGAGAGAUUCAUGUAGGAAUCCCUCCACAUGUUGAGGGUGGCGAAAAUAGUAAUCAACAUUUUGAGUCCACCAUGCCUGGUUCACAUAGGCAGAUUGGAUCUGCUUCUAUUGAUGAUCUUGACAGAAAGCACGGCACUGAUGGUGAUGGGCGUUAUUCCAGGUACAUAUGGUCAAGCAGUGCCAAUGCAGCUUCUGGUUAUGGGGCUAGGGGCUUGGAGGAGCAACAUUAUGUGGGGCCGAAGGACAACACGGACACCUUUAGCGGCAGGCAAUUGGAGGCGGUAGAAAUGCAUAGUAGGGAAUCCGGUAUUCAAUCACAGGUACACCUUUAUCGUCCUAAUCAUCCAGUAGGUCAUUAUCUACUGGGUCAGGAUCCUAGGUAUGGCCCGAUCGGGUCACAUGCACGAUUCUCGCCUCCUUACAUGCAUCCAGCUCCAAUGUCCGAGCCUUAUUACAGAACAAACCUGCCGGGAAUGCAGUGGCAUGCACCUCGGCCGGACGAAUUGCACCACACAAGAAUGGGUGCUUUUGGAAAUGUUCUACCACCCGGGUAUGGUGGAGGCGGCGUCUUUGAACCUAGAGCACCCCAUCAUGGGCACCCAGCCGGACCUAUGGCCUUCACUCCUGGUUCUCGCCAACCCUAUCCGCGCUAAAAUUCAGGAGGGUGGGUGGAUGACUAGUUGUCUAUGGUUGUACUGGUCUACUUUUUUUUUUUUUGGGCAUUUGGCAUUAACGUUGUGUAGGGAUGUUUUGCUUUUUGGAAGUGGGUUUGUCUUUUUUGAGCA